Molecule: messenger RNA, 1764 nt
Organism: Fusarium musae
Lineage: Eukaryota; Fungi; Ascomycota; Sordariomycetes; Hypocreales; Nectriaceae
Exons: 1
Coding region: 1-1764 (587 amino acids)
Biological process (GO): pericentric heterochromatin formation; regulation of DNA repair; negative regulation of transcription by RNA polymerase II
Cellular component (GO): mating-type region heterochromatin
Molecular function (GO): histone deacetylase activity, NAD-dependent; NAD+ binding
Source: RefSeq, a predicted model, not a curated record
AUGCCCGAUCCCACGAAGCGCUAUCCAUCUCCAUCAACGACUGCAUCGGGCCCGCACUCUCCAGACAAGACGUGUGACCUUCCAUCCGAAGAUGAAAUUAUCGCCAAACCACUCGAUGAUUCCACCUCAGGUCCACCACCAGCCAAAAAGCGUCGUAUAUCUCCCCCGAAAGAACGUACUACCGAGUACCUAGAUUUGAUGAAGCCCGAAGAUGAACUCACUGCCGAGGAUCGUGGCCAGUUGAAAAGGCUCAUUGACACAUUGCGCAAGAAAAAGAAGAUCGUUGUCGUUGCUGGUGCUGGAAUUUCAGUUUCAGCAGGAAUUCCCGACUUCCGCUCAUCCACUGGCUUAUUUGCGACCGUUAAAACUCAGCAUAACCUCAAGGGCUCUGGUAAACAUCUGUUCGACGCUUCGGUUUAUAAACACGAUUCCACAACUCAGUCUUUCCAUGCAAUGGUCAGAGAAAUGGCCACAAUGACGAAAGCUGCAAAACCCACACCUUUUCACGAACUAUUAGCAUCACUGGCUCAAGAAGGCCGCUUAUUACGCCUCUAUUCGCAAAACAUCGACUGCCUUGACACCCAACUAAAGCCUCUGGCCACCGAGGUUCCUCUCAAUCCCAAAGGCCCCUGGCCUGUUACAAUCCAGUUGCACGGUGGUCUCCAGAAAAUGGUCUGCACCAAAUGCAACAAUAUCCAGGAAUUCAACGGCGAGGUUUUUGACGGCCCAGAGGCUCCACUUUGUCCAACAUGUAAAGAUCUUGACGAAGUUCGGACCGCACAUGCUGGGAAGCGAAGCCAUGGCAUCGGCAGACUACGACCACGAUUUGUGCUUUACAAUGAGUACAACCCAGACGAGGAUGCCAUCGGGAAUGUUUCGAGCGCUGAUCUUAAGGCCCGCCCUGAUGCCGUGUUGGUGGUUGGAACGACACUCAAGGUUCCUGGAACUCGCAGACUAGUGAGGGAGAUGUGCCAAGUCACACGAGGACGAAAGAACGGUACUGCUAUUUGGAUUAAUGUAGACGAUGAACCCAAAGGCGUCGAUCUGAAAAAUUGCUGGGACAUCGUAGUACGAUCAAAGUGCGAUGAUGUGGCUCGAUCUGCAGCACUUCCUCCCUGGAAUAUUACCCUUGGGCAGGAUUAUGAGGUGUCUGAGGAAGACUUCUCCAAGAGCCAAGAGGAUCGCAAACACCUUAACUUCUUUGUUGAAAUUCCGGUCAACUCUGUCUCACUUCAUUCUGAAGAGCAAGGCACAGCCAAAUCGAAGCAGGUCAAGCAGGUGCAAGGCAUACCAACGCCCCAUGCAAGCCCCAAGAUAUCAGCGAUCAAAACCCCGGCGAAGACGAUGCAGACCACGAUAUCUUUCGAGGGCAAGGUUACCACAGACCAGCCUGCACAACUCUCGAAACAACGCGGGACCUCUAAACAAAACGGGCGCAAGAAAAAGGCCCCAGGUGGACACAAGGAGGCGCAACUUAAAAGUUUCAAGGCAACUAAAAAUAUCAUCAGCCAAGAGAAGGCCGACGGAUCUGCGCCAAUCCCUCAGACGAAGCGGGUUGUAAAUGGCAGAGGGAAAAAUCGCCAUCCUUUGCCCUCUCAACGUCCCACGACUACGCCGCAUAAAGAGAUGUUGACUGACACCAAGGAUCUGGAUGAGAAGGUUCGUCAACGGGGAACUAGUUAUCCUUCAACCCCGACCACAAAAAUGAAGGGUACCAUUUCUCCACGAUCGUACCCUAACAACACCCGACAUCUGAUCGAUUAA